AUGGACAAUGAAGAGUUUGGAAAAGGAAAAUUCUUCCGUGCAAGAAGACUUUCAGCUGCCCUAAAUGAAAGAUUAGUGUUGAAGGAUUUCAAUAUUGAAGAUGAGGUUGGCAGUGCUGGAAAGCCUUUAGUGAAACAAGUAUUGAAUGUCGGUGUGACAAAUAAUAUGUUGGAGAUCAGAUUCUAUUUUGCUGGCAAAGGGACAACAAGGAUUCCUGAGAGGGGGGUUUAUGGUCCCAUCAUAUCAGCCAUCUCUGUGUUUUCUGAUUUGAAACUUUGUUCAAGUGAGAAAACGAAGGGAACUGUUUAUGUGGUUGUUGGAGCUGUUGGAGCAUCAUGCCUCAUUGCCAUUAUACUAGGAAGUCUUUGGUGGAAAGGCUACUUGCCAGGAAAAUGGCGCAGGAAAAAAG
Messenger RNA from Dovyalis caffra, 409 nucleotides. Lineage: Eukaryota; Viridiplantae; Streptophyta; Magnoliopsida; Malpighiales; Salicaceae. The record is from the annotation of a GenBank genome assembly.